GAACUUUUUGGGCGCUUGUCUUAAAGGUUGCCCAACGUAUGGGUCGCAAGAAAGGUCAGAAGCACGAUCACCAGUCGAAGAGUUCCAAUGUGCAACAAUAUUCUGAAAAACUAGCUGAAGAUGGCAGCACAAGUGGAUCCGCGACCGACCUUAAAUUAUCUGGGUCACCUGAUCAAGAGGCUGCUGCUAGUAGUGUGGAGACUAUCGAUGUUUUAGGGAAUGGUCUCAUCAUUAAAAAGACUUUGAAAAAAGGUCUUGGUGGGGAAACUCGUCCCAGUCAUGGUGAUUCUGUCGUUGUAAAUUACAAAUGUUGGCUGGAAGAUGGAACGCUUGUUGACGACGCCGAAAAUGUGAAAAUGGUCCUUGGUGAUGGCGACAUAAUACAUGCAUUUGACCUCUCUGUUCCACUGGCUGAGCACAAAGAGAUAUUCGAACUGACAACUGACUCCCGGUUCGCUUAUGGAUCUCGUGGACGGGAUUCUGAUAUACCAUCAGGGGCAAAGUUAACUUAUCGCAUCGAAGUUUUAAAAGUUGAUGACCCUCCUUGUUAUGCCAGUAUGUCGAAUUCGGAAAGACUUGCUGUUGCUAAUCAGAAGAAAGAUAGAGGUAACUAUUACUACAGGAGAGAAGAAUUUGCAUUCGCUAUCGAUAGUUAUAACAAAGCAUUGAAAAUUUUACAAUUGCCUCCUGUGCCUCCUACUCAAUCUUCAGAAGAGAGAUUUCCGGAAACCGACUGUCCAGCUGAGCUUAUUAAUGAUGCAAAGUUGAAAUUAGAAAAUAAUCUUGCAGCUGCUCAGUUAAAGGUAGAAGCAUACGAUGCCGCUAUAAUGUCUUGUGAUGUUGUUUUGCAAAGCGAUCCACAAAAUAUUAAGGCCUUAUUCAGGAAAGGAAAGGCUCUUUUGGAAAUGAACGAAGUAGAUGAUGCUAUCCCAAUUCUCCAGAAAGUACUAACAAUAUCCCCAGGUUCACAAAUGGCUAGUGUUGAGUUAGCCCGUGCUCAAGCUGUACGACAGAAAGAACGAGAGCAUUGGUCACGGUCUGUUAAUCGUAGGUUUCCGAAAACUAAACAAAAUAAGAAUACAAAACUAUCUGCUGCGUCCAGAGUUAAACUGUUGAUGACUUCUCGUCCUGUAAUUGUAACAAGUAUCAUGGCGAUUCUCUCUGUUCUCGUUGGGUUUGUUGCAUACAUUUAUCAACCUGCCAUUAUGAACAUCAAUAUAUAGAAAUUAUCUAAUUAUUUCUAUCUUAUUCCAUCUUUACAUUAUUGAGGCGCGCUAUACUAUAACCAGAAGAAAUGUAAAAUCCAUUAGUUAUCAUUUGUAAAUAAAUAAUACCGAAACAAGUUGUAUUUAACUUGAAGUUAGUUUAAAUGAACACACCAUUUCGCCUUACACGUCCAUAUUUGUUUCUUUUUUCUAAAUUUUAUUUAAUGAUGAAUGGAUGGUGUUCAUUGUAUCUUGCUGACUGACCAAUUUUUAGAGUUCAACAUUUUCUUUUCUAACUUUGAUGGUAAUAUUAAUAAUUUUUUAGGUUAGAAGGGAACUUUAUCUCGUUUAAUAUUAUUGCAAACUAAAACAUACUUAUAUAUACGUAUAACAUGUAAUAGAUUGUUUUAAAAAUGGCAUACUGAUUCAUUUAAAAGCUUUCCUAAUAAACAUUACUACAAAUGUACAUUAUCAUCAUAUUGUUAUUACUUUAUAGGGAUCUUUAUCAUUUUGUCUAUGUAACUUGUGUUUUUCUAACAAAUCCUCGUAAUUUUCUUGCUUUAGUUGUUAUUUAAUUUUUCAAAGUAUUUAGUUUGUAAUUAGUAGUUAGUUUUACUUUGUGAAUUGAACACUUCUAAAUGA
This is a messenger RNA of Schistosoma haematobium, 1847 nucleotides long. RefSeq names its product Peptidyl-prolyl cis-trans isomerase fkbp8 (gene FKBP8). The transcript has 8 exons. Gene Ontology annotation, molecular function: peptidyl-prolyl cis-trans isomerase activity; protein binding. The record is from RefSeq and is a predicted model, not a curated record. The coding region runs from base 39 to 1223 and encodes 394 amino acids. NCBI's taxonomy places the organism in Eukaryota, Metazoa, Platyhelminthes, Trematoda, Strigeidida, Schistosomatidae.